AAAAAAAGAGGUGGGGGGGAAGAAGAAGGUGUCGGAAGCAUCGGCAGUAAGAAAACAUGUCAACAGAAUAAAAUAUUAACCAAUGACAGAGAAAAGUGCUCGAAAUCCCACCCCCGGCUCCUUUCCGCAUACCGGGUCAGCCCUGGCUGCGCCGCGGCCGGGGAGCGGCCGCCGCCGGUGCGGGGCCGGCGCGGAGCCGCCUCGGCGGAGCGGGGAGCGGCGCCCGGGGCAGCCCGGGCCGGAGCCUCGGGGGCGGGGGGGCGCGGCAGAGGGGCCCGCCGGGCGUUGCGGGGGCGGCGGGCCGGGGCAGGGGGGAGCGGCCGGGGGAGCUCGGCGGCUGCCGUCUUACGACAGAUCCUGGAGAGCGGAUCGAGGUGGGGCGCGCCCCGCCCGUCGCUCCGCGCACAACCGCGCAGCGCCGCGCACCGCCGCCGGGGCGGCCGCCGGGAGCGCGGCCCGGCGGAGAGCUGCGGGCGGCGGGGAGGCCCCGAGCGGCGACCUCCAGCGCGGACCUCGCAGAAGACCAGGGCAUGGCAGAAGCAUGUGCACAGGAACAUCAAUGCCAUCUCCAUGGGAAGCUCAGACAAGACCAGGAACAGCUCCAUGACACAGGGACACCCUUCCUGUUUCAGGGUAAAAACCGAGGGGCGGGCUGAUUUCUGACAGACCCGGAGCCUGGACAGACCCAACAAGAGCAGAAGGAGCCACCAUGGUGCAGUGGGGCUGCCUGGUAUCAGAAGAGGCAGGUCCCUGCGGACAGGCAGCGCUGCACUGGGACGGAGCGGCCGAGCCCUGCGGCGCAGCUGGAAGGAGAUGCAAUACUUCCCAGACCUCGGUGAGACGUGCCAUGUUCCCCUGUGCUGGGAACACGUGGGCUGAAAAACACAAAAUAGAAGCAAACCCCGGGAUCCCCCCCCCAAAAGACGGGGUGAGCGGCAGGAGAACCUGGAGCAGCGGCGGCCGUAAGGGAUCAAGGCAGAGCAGGACACGGCUGCCCGGCGAGUGAUUUCGUUUACUUCGGUGGAGUUACGCCAGGAAUGGACUUGGCCCCAGCAUGUCUGAGGGUUAUUGUAUCUGCAUUCCCCCAUGCAUAUACUGUCGAGAUGUAUUAACUUCCUUAAAUGUACCAGUAAAACAACCUCUUAUGAUACACUUUAAUGAACUUGUACAGUAGCCAACAAAUUGUGCAUCAUAUAAAACCCAUUCGGCCUUAUA
Molecule: messenger RNA, 1215 nt
Organism: Falco peregrinus (peregrine falcon)
Lineage: Eukaryota; Metazoa; Chordata; Aves; Falconiformes; Falconidae
Product: translation initiation factor IF-2-like
Exons: 2
Coding region: 83-607 (174 amino acids)
Source: RefSeq, a predicted model, not a curated record